Molecule: messenger RNA, 3656 nt
Organism: Coniophora puteana RWD-64-598 SS2
Lineage: Eukaryota; Fungi; Basidiomycota; Agaricomycetes; Boletales; Coniophoraceae
Exons: 8
Coding region: 144-3395 (1083 amino acids)
Source: RefSeq, a predicted model, not a curated record
CCACUUUCUUCUUGCGAUAUCCAACUUGUAUUCCAUCCAAUCCUCCCAAUCUCUGUCUCUGUGCUUCUAUCUCUGCGAAACAUAUCACUUCACGAUUUCUCUCACACGUUUUCCUUCCCGACCAAUCGCUUCCACAUCCCGCCAUGUCUUCUACCGAGCCGCCCUCUGACCAGUUCAAAACCAUUCUCCUUCGGUCGAGCACACCAGCUCCCAGUGAGAAAGUCCUUCUCUACCUCGAGAGCCUGCGCGAUUCAGGCAAUUUCGAUCCUGGAUCCCCCAUGUCUUCCCUCCCGCCCCUGAACGGCCACUCAGGCAAGCGGAGUAACGUCAGCGCCUCCCGUGUCGAGGACGCAUACGAGAUUAAUUCCAACACUCAAGACGGAGAGAAGACGGAACUUAGCGAAAAUCGUAUGUCGGACAUGCCCGAGCCUGGCCCACAGGACCCACCAGGGCCUCACUACGAAUCGUUUGACUCUGGUCCUUCUUUUGGCAACUUCGGCCCUCUGCCCGACCAUACUGGCCAGUCUGGCAUUCAAACUUCUUACACCGGUGCCAAAUUUCCGCUUCCCCUGUCCGUAGCAUCUCCUACCUCUGGCUCCCGUAUCAAUAUCAACAUCGAACCCCCCUCCAGUAGCUCUGCCUCCAGAUCUCAGAAAACACAGUCUCAGGAAAGUGCUUCCCGCCCCCGGACACACAAAAGCUCGGUCAUAAGCGAGGAUAGAGGCACCCUUACUGGCCGCAGCGAAAAUCCAAAGGCGCGCAGCAAAGCUCCAUCACAAGCCCUUGCUGGCAGUGAAGCUCCCAUGUCUUCCAAGUCGAGAUCUCGUGCAGGUUCGAAGUCCAGAACGACUGAUUAUCCCGCUCUUCCGCCCAGUAAUUUCAGUCCUUCGGGCCACACUGCGCAACUCCCUACCUCACCUAGACGUGCCCCCAGUAUUUCUCCCUCUGACAGCGCCAGUCUUGCACCAUUCAAAGCUGCAGCGAUGUUUGCAGAGAGGAACAGAGCUAUGGCAGCAGCUGCGGAGGCAGAGGCCGCAGCCUCCAGGCGAGGUGCCAGCUCUGGGCCAAUGUCACCUUCUCACCAAUCACGCCCGUUCUCGCCUUACCGACACGCCGCCACUCAGGAGGACCUCCUCUUUGCAGCCACCUCAGCUGCCCAAGUGCCUCCACAGCCUACAGGGCAGUCACAGGUGUCUCAAGCUCAGUCCCAUGCCUCGCAAGCACGCUCGCGUGUGUCGCAAGCACGUUCUCAAGCAUCGCAAGCACAAUCUCAUGCUUCGCAAUCACGCUCGCAUAUGUCGCAUGCGCGUUCUCAAACACAAUCCCAGGUUUCUCAAGCGCGAUCGCAGGCUUCGCAAGUACGAUCUCAAGUCUCCCAAUCACAGUCUCAAGCCCCGCCGGCGCGGUCUCAAGUGUCUCAGGCGCCGCGGUCUCAGGUGGCACGGUCGCAGGUAUCUCAAGUUCGCUCUCAGGUGUCACAGGGAAAGGGUGACGGUAGCAGGGUAUCUCAUGCUACCUCACAUCGCUCUCAAAGCCGUGCCAAGUCUCCGUCCCAACUAGGAGGACCAUCCCAAGAAGGAGACCACGGCGGCGAAAUCACUCCAACCCCUUCUCGACCUACUUCACCAGCGUUCUCUCUUGACCAGCGUGAGGCUGAGAUUGUCGCCCAAACACUAGCGUCUAGGGGUUCUGGGGCGCGUACCUCCUACGCUGCCAGUACUCUUGAGACCGACAUAGUCAACUCGCACUUCCACGACAUGGACCUGUGCAUCCUCUUACAUCAAAUGGAUGACUCUACCACUCAUGAAAUCGUCAAGAAGGCCCUUCGCAAGGCUGUUAGGCAACGUGUUAAACGCCUUGGUUUGAAGCACGAUCAUGAGUCCAUUCAGCAGUACAGAAAGUCAUUCCACGACCAUGACCCAGAGGUGCACCUGAACGAAGACUACGAUCCCAGCAAGGAGGCUCCGCCGGCCUGGGCAAAGGAACUCAUGGAAGGGAUGGCAAGGGUGCAAGAACGUCUUGAUGUUCUCAGUCCCUUGUCCAUGAACUCUAACAUGCUUACUGGGAGUCAGCAAUCAUAUGCGGGAUCUGUUCGGUCGGGCGAUUCUCAACAGCAAUAUGGCGAGACCGAGUAUACUGAAGGAGGCGAGCAGUACACAGAGCAUACAGAGCACACUCCUCGGACACAGACCGUUAACAUCAACACUCAAGUCACAGGAACCAUGGCUGAAUCCAUGUACCAGCCUGGCGAGACAGAAAUCAUCGACGAUGAGGUUUAUGAGGAUGAGGCGGUGGAUCAACUUUACCCUCCUGAAGAGAUGCACCAAACCAGCGAGUUCAUGGAUGGCAGAGAUGAUUCACCUGGACAACAGUUCUUGGAAGAAGAACUGUACAAGCUUCGUGUGAAGCAAGGGGGGAGCCAGUCUGGUCACACUCACAAGACUUGGGAGGUCGCCAGGGACGAGCAGGAUGAGUAUGAGGAAGGACAUGGUGCCUUCACAGAGUCUGGUCUGCCCGAGAUUCCCGAUUCUGAACGCAAAGGGUCGCCCUCCCUUCCUCCUCUUCCGCAAGAUGCGAGCAUAAGCCAGCCACAGUCACACUCCUGGCAUCCUGGUGCGGUGGAUGAACGCGGCGAACCCAUCCUACCACCCUGGCAGCGCAUCCACCAGCGACUCCUCGGCUGGGCGGUCGUGUGGCCCAUGAGUGAGCUUGACCAGGCUCUAGACAGUACUACACGGGGACACCAAGUCAACGAAACCGCGCUCAGUGUCUGGUCAGCUCAGACAUACAAGCGCUACGUCCGAAGCCGGAUGACGGAUAGCCCUGACGGGCGUGUGGACCGGCUGUUUGUUCCUCCCAACGUCGCAGAUGCUAUCAGCACCGCCGUUUUCAAUGGGCGGCACCACGACGCAUGCAGCAUGCUCAAGGAGCUAUGGGCUCCCUUCGGUCUAGAUGGAACUCCACGCUUAAUCAUUGUUCUGGCCAAGCAUCGCUCGGACGCGAACCACUGGGUUGUACACCGAUUCUCGCUGCCGGACGGCGCUUUGACCACCUAUGACUCCUACCCAGAACGCACUCUUCCUGAUGGCCGACCGCUGGGAUGGUGGUUUGCGAUUCGUAUUGCCUGGCCACAUGCCAUCAUGGCCAACCCCGACCAUCUCAUGCAGAAGAUGGUCCGCCUCCAUCGCCCAAUGCAACUCAACAUUGACAACUCGGUGGCAGCAGCUGGCAUCUGGCGCAACGUCCUCAUGGGCUCGCGCGCAGAGCGCAGCCUCGACCUCGAGCGUUUGCGCGAUCUAAUCAACACUGAAGUCCGCAACCUCCGCCAGCGCAAGUUGCAGGGCAAGUUGUCCAUCUCCAACUCCAAAAACCAUCAAUGGGGGGAGGAGCUGUAAGAGGAACGAAUUCCAUGUUACCCGAAGAUUACGACUUUAGAAGACUAUCACGACGGAUGGAUUGUUGAGGGAUAGAUGCUGGCCAUUGGAGCUCUGAACACUCGUUGAUUCCCUGCUAUGGUUGCGACGGACACUAAAUUGCUCACUUUUUUCUUUUACUCUUUACUCAUCUGACAACCUGAAUGUUCACGAAAUAUAUCUGUAACACUUGUAGGUAGCUUGUAGUUGGUAGGGUGUAAUAGACAUACGUUUAUGACUUGC